Molecule: messenger RNA, 627 nt
Organism: Cryphonectria parasitica EP155
Lineage: Eukaryota; Fungi; Ascomycota; Sordariomycetes; Diaporthales; Cryphonectriaceae
Exons: 3
Coding region: 40-396 (118 amino acids)
Source: RefSeq, a predicted model, not a curated record
ACACACUCACACACAUCCCCCCUUUUCAAUUCGCCCAAGAUGGCAUCGAGAAUCCUCUCUUCAGCAGGAGCGCGAGCAUUCGCCUCGACGAGCCUGGCUCACAAUGCAACACGCCGAACCUUUCAGUCAUCAGCACCGCGCCUGUACGCCGACGCGGCUGUCCCGCUGCCAGCUCGCAAGCCAUUGGGCGCAUUCCGUGGAGGGCUCUUUGGCUUCCUCCUCGGCGCGACGCUCGCUGGCUCUGGCAGCUACUACUACAUCCUGCAAGACUACAAAGCAUCGAACGAGCUCCUCCAGGACGAUAUCUAUGCACUUCAGGCGGCUACGCAGCGCAUGAGUAAUUACCUGACGACGCUGGAGGAGAAGAUCGAUACAAUGGAGAAGAAGCGCAAAUAGACGGCAGGAAAAUAGAUACAGCAAAACUAGGGGGGUUUCUCAACAGAAGGUCUAGGGAAAGGAGGAAAGAAGGGAGAAGGGCUUAAUUACUACGAGACUGUACAUUAAGACACAUACGAUGAGCAUUUGAAAAAGAAAACAAGAGGCAUAUUCCACCAACGACGACGAACGCUACGAUGGUAUCAAGGUGAUUGCUUGUUCCCACACUCUUUCAAGCGGCAAUAAUGGUCC